CUUCAAUCUUUAUUGACAACUUGUUGACAACAGUAACGCCAGUCAAAAUGAAAGUUAUUAGAUCUGUAACUUUUCUCAAAAAUAUUCGAAAUAUUCGCUUCUUUACGUUUAGUGCACCAGUUCACGGGCACAAAUGGUUUCCUGAUGCGGAGUAUGUGCAGCAGUUCAGUGGUCCAGCUAUAUACAGCACACCUGAAAUGGAGAAAUAUUACAAACCGGUCUAUCAUGGGAGACUUCCACCGGUAGAACGAAAAUUGAAAAAUAUGUGGAUCAACUUUGGCCCACAACAUCCAGCUGCACACGGUGUGCUGCGACUGAUCCUCGAACUGGAUGGUGAAACAGUGUUAAGAGCCGAUCCCCAUAUCGGAUUCUUACACCGAGCCACGGAAAAACUCAUGGAAAAUAAACAUUAUAAUCAAAGCUUGCCCUUCAUGGAUCGCUUAGACUACGUGUCAUCUCUUGCAAAUGAACAGACCUUUGCUUUAGCCGUUGAAACCUUAGCCAAUAUUGAGGCACCCCCCAGGGCGAAAGCGAUUCGAGUACUCUGUACUGAACUUACUCGGGUAGCCAAUCAUUUACUGAAUAUAGCCGGCACUGUUUUAGAUGCAGGCGGUAUUACACCUUUUUUUUGGACGUGCGAAGAGAGAGAAAAAUUAUACGAAUUGUUCGAAAGACUAUGUGGAGCUAGAGUUCACUGCGCUUACAUAAAAGUCGGCGGAGUGUCUCAAGAUCUUCCGAUCGGGUACCUAGACGACGUCUAUGAGUUAUGUAGUAAAAUGGGAGAACGUUUAGAUGAAACAGAGGACCUAGUAACGGGCAAUCGCUUAUAUUAUGCUAGAACGGCAGGUAUUGGCGCUUAUAGUGCUCACGAAGCGAUCAAUUUAGGUUUCAGUGGACCGAUGUUACGCUGUACUGGUGUAAAAUGGGAUUUAAGAAUCAAUCAUCCAUAUGACGGUUACGAUCAAUACGAUUUCGAUGUUCCCGUGGGAACGUAUGGCGAUUCUUACGAUCGACAUCUUUGUCGCCUGGAAGAGACUCGUCAGUCUUUGAGAAUUAUAAAUCAAGUCAUCGAUACUAUGCCUGAGGGCGAAUAUAAAACGGACGAUUCGAAAUACUGUCUACCGAGUAGAGUAGAGAUGAAAACUUCUAUGGAGUCUCUAAUUCAUCACUUUAAGUUGUGCACAGAGGGAUAUCCGGUUCCGCCAGGCUACACUUAUACGGCGACUGAGUGUCCGAAAGGCGAGCUCGGGCUGUAUAUGGUGGCGGACGGCACGUCGCGGCCGUACCGCGUGGGAAUGCGCCCCAGCUCGUACACCCACCUCGCAGGCAUCGCGGUCUUCGGCAAAGGACUAAUGUUAGCCGAUAUAUCUAUAAUUGUCGCUAGCAUAGAUGUAGUUUUUGGUGACGUUGAUCGUUAGAUCUCAGAUACAUUUCAUGAUGGAAAUAAUAAUGCAUAUA
Molecule: messenger RNA, 1458 nt
Organism: Cydia pomonella (codling moth)
Lineage: Eukaryota; Metazoa; Arthropoda; Insecta; Lepidoptera; Tortricidae
Product: NADH-ubiquinone oxidoreductase 49 kDa subunit-like
Exons: 1
Coding region: 48-1418 (456 amino acids)
Biological process (GO): mitochondrial electron transport, NADH to ubiquinone
Molecular function (GO): quinone binding; NADH dehydrogenase (ubiquinone) activity; NAD binding
Source: RefSeq, a predicted model, not a curated record